Messenger RNA from Cyphellophora europaea CBS 101466, 831 nucleotides. RefSeq lists its product as uncharacterized. The transcript is spliced from 3 exons. Lineage: Eukaryota; Fungi; Ascomycota; Eurotiomycetes; Chaetothyriales; Cyphellophoraceae. The record is from RefSeq and is a predicted model, not a curated record. The coding region runs from base 1 to 831 and encodes 276 amino acids.
AUGAAGACUUUUAUUGUGGCCGCUGCCCUCUUCGCAGGCUCCUCGCUGGCCUGGAUCCCCUCUUGUGCAUGGGAUGACUGCAUGUCAGGCGUCGACCUGGGCGACUGCAACGAAGACUCCGGCUGGUCCUGCCUAUGUGGCAACCAGGACCUCAUCUCUCAGCUCAACACCUGCGUGGCCACCUCAUGUACCAACGAGACGGACCAGGAAGCCAUCUACGGCGCCGUCGCCCAGCUCUGCGUCAACAAUGGUGUAACAAUCACCAACUCCGAGCAAGCUACCUUCUCCGCCACCUCCGGUGGUUCCCUCACACAGAUCACCGCCGCUCCCUCAGGGUUUGGCCCCGGUGGACGCUUCGGUGAUGACUGGGAGGAGUGGGUUUCAUCUUGCAGUGACGGACUUGGGGGCCCGCCCGGUGGUUGGAGGUCUGGUGAUGGCCCAUGGGGUAACCACGGCUGGGGUGGCCCCGGCGGCAGCCGUGGAGGUCCAGGUGGACCUGGUGGCUUCGGUCCUUGGGGCACCAAGGCCUCCGGCAUCAACUGCGAUCAGUGGACUACUUGGACUGCUGGGUGGGGUCCUUUCUCCUCCUGGACUGGUACCUGGUCUGGAUGCUCCAGCACCACCGAUGAGCCUGUUCCCGCAACUGUCACCACUACCGUGACUGGCACCAACGGUGAAACUCAAGUUCUGACUGGCACUACCUUCGGUAUCCAGGCUGUCGAAUCUGACUCUGGAGCUGGGCCCAUCGCGGUCCAAAUUUCCACUGCUCGGGGCAUCGGUCUAUUUGCCGCUGUCGCCGCUGGUAUCUUUGGCGCCAUGAUUGCUCUGUAA